AUGUCGCCAUCCAAACCUCUUGUGUUCGUCACAGGCAACGCCAACAAGUUGAAAGAGGUCAAGGAAAUUUUGUCGCAAGGUGGCAAUCCUAUAGAGAUUGAAUCGCAGAACCUCGAUAUACCAGAAAUACAAGGGACUACAGUCGAAGUUGCCCGGGCGAAGUGUCAACGCGCCGCUGAGCUCGUCGGUGGCCCUUGUAUAACAGAAGACACCGCCCUGAGCUACGUGGCUCUCAAGGGCCUGCCAGGACCAUACAUCAAGCACUUCAUGGCUGAGAUCGGACACGAAGGCCUGAACAACCUCCUUGUAGGCUUCCCGACGAAAGCGGCAGAGGCGGUGUGCACGUUCGCAUACUCUGCUGGGCCAGGAACGGAACCCAUUAUAUUUGAGGGAAGGACGGAAGGCACGAUCGUGCCUGCUCGGGGGCCGAAGGUGUUUGGAUGGGAUGCGGUUUUCGAACCGCUUGGGUUUAACCAAACGUACGCCGAGAUGCCCUCCGAUGUGAAGCACAAAAUCUCUCAUAGGGGCAAAGCACUGGAGAAGCUUCGCGCUUAUCUCCAGUCCCUACCUGAAUAA
Cyclocybe aegerita is the source of this 576-nucleotide messenger RNA. NCBI's taxonomy places the organism in Eukaryota, Fungi, Basidiomycota, Agaricomycetes, Agaricales, Hemipholiotaceae. The record is from the annotation of a GenBank genome assembly.